AUGAGAGGGCUAAAGCAGCAAAAACAUUGGAAUCUUUUGGGCAUUUCACUCUUCACCACGGUCAUCAUGAUUCCGGCGGCUGUACAAUAUGGUAUGCUCUCCUAUAUUUCUUUUACUUCUGAUUAUGACUGGGAAUAUUUCAAAAGUCUCGUCGAACUGCACAUUUACAUUGAUCUUUUGAUUGGUUUUUAUCAACCAUAUCUCCUAUUGAUCACUUCAAAAGAGUUACGAAGAGAAAUGCUCACGAAAUCGCAAAAGUUCUACUCGGCUUUCACUAAAAAACAACGCGUCCAAGUGCAACAGCUAGACUCAGUGAUAUCUUGGCGAUGC
This is a messenger RNA of Mesorhabditis belari, 330 nucleotides long. The record is from the annotation of a GenBank genome assembly. NCBI's taxonomy places the organism in Eukaryota, Metazoa, Nematoda, Chromadorea, Rhabditida, Rhabditidae.